AUGCUGCUUAGUGAGCGCGUGGUACCUUCCCCGCAGCGCGACACCGCCAUGGACCGCCUCUUGAAUUCACUGGAAGACCAAGGAAUGAACAUGGAACACCAGGCCAAGGACGAGAAGGAAGGAACAGCCCCGGUACCCAAAGUCGCGCGGCUCUUGCGCGACGGCCAGGGCAAAUUCAUGUACAUCGGUGACUCGGCUAGUCUCUCGUUUUUGCAAAGCGUGCGCCGGGUAGUGAAUUCUUCUAUUGGCCGAUGCGAGUUUACAGAAGACAACUCCCGUCAUUCUAUGCUCGAGGCAUUCCAGAACAAUCCCGGCAACCAACCCAGUUCUCUGGUUGAGCCUCCGCCCAACGAGGAAGCGCAACGACUGGCCCAGCAAUUUGUACUUGCUACCAGUCCGCUGUUAGAUCUGUUCGACCUGCAAGAGUUUCACCCUCGACUGGCUAACUGGGUCGCAAACCCUGCAGGUGAUGAAGACACCGUCAGCUCCAUCUUCUAUCUUGUCCUGGCUAUUGGAGCACAAGUCUCGAGUAUUGACCAGACCGUGGCUGAGCAAUACUUUGGCAGCGGUCGUCAAUUGGCAUUUUCAGCUUUCCAGGAAACCCCGAGCAUCCACACCAUACAGUCCUACAUCCUGGUUUCCAUGUACAUGCUCGGCGCAUGCAGGCGCAAUGGCGCAUUCAUGAAUUUAGGAAUUGCCCUGCGCGCUGCGUACGCGGUAGGCAUUCACCGCAAAGAUGCCAAUGCAUUGUUCUGCGGACGUGAGCGUAGGGCUCGAGAGCGAGUAUGGAAGAGUCUUCGGAUGAUGGAUCUGUUCCUCAGUGCAUCUCUAGGACGCCCUCCUGCGACAUCCGACUACGACUACGAUAUCCGUGAUGAUGCUCUUCUAUCAGGAGAAUCAACACAACACCUAACGCCAGACCAGCAACUUUCUGUUGCCGUGACCUCGCUAUGUCGAAUAUUCGAACGCAUUUUGACCGACGUCUACAUGAAACAAGUCAUUUCGAUUAACGUCGCAGAAACAAUUUCAAAUCAACAUCGCGCCUGGGUCCGCACCCUACCCACUAUCCUCAAGAGGCAAACCGAACGACUCGAACAUAAAUCCAUGGAGAGCAGCCUCGCAGCAGCCCACGUUUUCGGCUCGUAUUACUGGUCAAUCAUCCUCUUGACCCGGCCAUUCCUCAUAUACCGUGUCGCUCAAUACGUCAAAGGCAAAAUCGACCCCUCCUCGUCUGAAACCCGGACUGGCAGCUCUCGUAUCGCCCUGUUUGCCGAUGCAUGUGUCUAUUCUGCACUCCGUGGCCUCGACGUAGUCAACGAUCUCACCCAUUUCACAGCCCUCCCGAAACGCCUCCCAUUCCUGAUCAAUUCCGUCUUCAACUCUGUCAUAGUCCUGGGCGCUGCUUUUUUCGCCGAUUACGAUAACCUUCUGCCCCUGGAAGAGGGAAUCAAUAAAGCCGAACGUUUCUUGGCCCUCUUCGUCCCGCAUGAUCCUCACGCUUGCCGGUUCGCCCAGAUCAUCAAGUACCUUCACACCGCUAUAGCAGAGUACGUCUCUCGGCGCAAUCGUCAAUGGAUGAACAGACGAAGCAAGCAGGUCGAUCAACUUUUCGGCCAAGUGAGUGUGGGUGAGGACCCUAACCCUCUGACUCCGGGAGCUCCCUCUUCUGCUCCUUCUGUCGCCGCUCCAUCCCCUGCCUCUCACCAAAAGCUCUCAGACGGAACACCGUCCUUCAUUCCCACCCAGUCUCAAUCGCUACCUCAAACAUCUCAACAUAUUUCGACGGACAACGAUAUCUGGGAAGCUAUAUGUAACGGUUCAGAGGGUACAGGUACUUUGUCUUACGAUGCCGCCAUUUCUGCCCUCACGACAUCUGGUAUCCCGGUAGGCUGCUCUCCUGGUGGAACAAUUCCCCCUGGCCCACCUGCUUCUGGGCCAUCCCCACUUUCCGAUGUCAUGUUCCCGGAUAAUGGUCUACUGUAUAUGGCGGAGGAUCUACCGGUGUUUGGAAUAUGGGGGAAGAAAACAAUGGAAUUUUGUAAUUUGGAAAGGAGAUUUGAGCGGGUGUUUGGUGUGAAUUAUUGUUGGUCAUUUGUGAUAUCCUAG
Molecule: messenger RNA, 2106 nt
Organism: Penicillium brevicompactum
Lineage: Eukaryota; Fungi; Ascomycota; Eurotiomycetes; Eurotiales; Aspergillaceae
Product: putative C6 transcription factor
Exons: 1
Coding region: 1-2106 (701 amino acids)
Biological process (GO): positive regulation of transcription from RNA polymerase II promoter by galactose; DNA-templated transcription
Cellular component (GO): nucleus
Molecular function (GO): RNA polymerase II cis-regulatory region sequence-specific DNA binding; DNA-binding transcription factor activity, RNA polymerase II-specific; zinc ion binding
Source: RefSeq, a predicted model, not a curated record